Mesorhabditis spiculigera is the source of this 2076-nucleotide messenger RNA. The record is from the annotation of a GenBank genome assembly. Lineage: Eukaryota; Metazoa; Nematoda; Chromadorea; Rhabditida; Rhabditidae.
AUGACCACCACCGAGGGGAAGCCACGCCCGAUCCGGCGUGGUCGCGUCUACCUCUCCGAAGAGCAGCGCCUCUGCAUGAACGGCGAGCUGGUGCACACGACAAAAGGGCUGAAGCGCCGCUCGCAAGUUCGCCCCGCUGAUCUGCUGGAUGAUACCGUCUUCUCCGACACGACCAUGGCCGCUCGCAAAUCGCUCGGAGCCGUUUCAACCAAGUCUGCCGUUGAAGACAAGGAAAAUACCUUCGAAACGAGCGCCCUCGAUGCCGAUGAGAUUCGCCGAAUUCGACAGGAAAACGCGCGCCGCUGGGCAGAGGAAGAGCAAAAUCUCGGCGGCCCAUUCAACAUUUUCCGCGACAAGAUGCCGGUCGGGCCCGAGCGAAUCGCGAAGGACGAAUCUGGGUCCGAAUGGUCGUCGGACAACGAGACUGCAGCCGAGGAGGAUAUGAAAGAUGAGACGCCGAUCACCGACGGAGAACGGACGCCUCGUGCUCAGAAGCUCCCGGAUGAGGGCAUCGAGGUGACGCCGAUCGCGAAGGCUAGUCAACAACCGAGCCAAUCUACGCCAAAAAGCCACCGCCCACCCGAACUGCUCGACAUGGACUUUUCGAAGAUUGAGGCUGAUGGCAACUACAGCCGCUUCUACGUCUCCCAGACUUCGAUCGAUUUCCGGCGCAGCCGCGCAUCCGUUUCCAUCAGGGUCCGCUCGGAGCAGCAGGGGAUUGAGGAGGAGGAGCCUAUGGAGGUCGACACCACGGCCUACCAUCAAAAGUCGAUGGGACAGAAGCAGUUGCAGCAGGAGCAGGAAGAGGAGAAGGAGGAGGAGGUCGUUGAAGCUCCUGAAGAGAACAAGCCGUCGGUCGUCAUCUCGCAGCAGCCUCGUCUCACCAGCAACCCGCUGCGUCCAAGCUUCAACAUUCGCAAGACGCUCGACCCGAAGAUUCACAACAGGAAGACGUUCGCUCCGCCGGCCAUCGUGUUCCCGCCACCACGUGCUCUCGCCCAAAUCGAAACGCCUCUUUCUCCAUCGCCGAUUGCCAUUUCUCCCACGCCACUUCGCAAGCCCGUGACACCGGCCGUCCAAAAACAAGCCCAGCACCAUGGCGAGCCGAUGAGCCCGUCGAGCGGCUCGGACUCGGGCCUCCCGAAUGUGCGUCUACAAAACACGCCGGGCCGUGCACCGCGUCAAGAAGUGUUCGAGCGGCUGGCUACGCCGAAGCACCGCGUCUGCCAUCGUGAUCACGAGAGGACCAAUUCAGCCGAAAGCCCGGUCGUCGCCGUUCGCCAAUCAACGCCGAAGGCUAACAAAAAUGUUCGCAGCCUCUUCCACGCCGUGCUCCAAAAGACUGUCAAGCGAGCCAAGGCGCGACUCCCGGUCCCUGGACCGUCCGGCAUUGCUGAUGUUCCCCUACCUAAAGUCGUCAAAGCCGAGGUGAAACCUAUCGAGGCGUCCGUGCCGCUCGCCAAGGAUGAAGCGCGUUCCUCGACUUCCCGCCCCAGCACGUCAAGCUCGUCCGACGAGGUCAUCCAGCACACGAGGCGCUCCUCGUCAAUGGGAGCCGCCGGUCACCGAUCUUCGAUGGCCGGAGGUUUCGACGAUCUCGACGACAGCGAGGAGGACAAGCCGAUGUACGUGCCGCCACGCCGCGCAGCACGUGUCGAAGAUCUGGAUACAACUUCCGAGGAGCCAGGCACCCCAGACGCCAACGCCACCUACGUGCCGUGCUCGUUGACGGCCCGCCGCGCGCCCCGUCCCACCAAGCAGGCCCCGGAAACGCUCGUCGUUGUGCCGCCGAAAAUUGUUUACGCUGCGGAGGCUGAAGGAGCGACGGGGCGCCCGCGCCGGAACCGUGUACCCCCGCUGCGCCGCUGGCUGGGCGAAGAGGCCAUCUAUGAGGCGAGCCCGGGAGGGAAGAACCGCCAGCUCGUCGGCGUCAAGGAGGCGGUGAUCCGCCAAAAGGAUCUCGUCAAGAACAUGGCCGCCGACGCCGGCCAAGCCAUGGCCAACCGCGACCGGGCCCGCGUCCUCCGCAAGAACGCCGGCGCGCGACGUGCCCGCAUCGAGAGCGAUGAUGAAGAC